Molecule: messenger RNA, 486 nt
Organism: Ostertagia ostertagi
Lineage: Eukaryota; Metazoa; Nematoda; Chromadorea; Rhabditida; Trichostrongylidae
Source: the annotation of a GenBank genome assembly
AUGCCGUCGUUGGACCCUCUCUACGACUAUAACGAGUGCGUUUACCACCCAACUGGUUAUCCUCGUCCGCAUUUCGAUACCUCUGUAGAAUACUCCUUGGAUAAGAGGAAAAGAUGGGAAGAGAUCCGCGAAAUUCAAGAAGACCUUGAAAGGAAUACUACUCAAGCCGUCGUCAACCUUUGCACACCUUUCAGAGGCUCCAUCUGGUGGUAUAUGUUCAGUGGGGCUGUUGACUUGGCCAAACUCAGUCGGCGGAUCCUUUGCGAAGCAGCCGUGAAAGGAAAGUCGAAGAAUAUGACUCUGGUAUCACAAGUCAGCUCACCAGAGCUUGAGGAGCCUAUUUUCAAAUUCAGCAUCGUUCGCUGCUACAGCGACUCCACCUACCAUUCACAAUUGUUGAAAUAUCGCCGACAUCUUGACCGAACGAAGCGAAGAUCCACUUCAAAAAUUCAUAGAAAGUUUUCGUACGAUGAGGACGACCUGUGA